UGAGACCUACAUGCGCGUGCAUGAUAUACUGAUGGCUCCUACACUUCUGAAAGACAUUCCGAUGCUGUCAUCUACAAAUCAGACAUUUGGCCUGGAAGCAUUUCAUAGCGUUCUCCUUCAUUUUCUGCCAAAAACACAUGGCUUCUCAGAUGCUGGAAUGCGUGCGAGAACACAACUAGCAAUCUUGCAUUAUAACGAAAAUGCGGACCGCGUCCAGCUGGUGGAAGAUGGUGCAAAGCAGUACCGCCUGAAACCAUCCAAGGUGAAGAAGACGUGGCUUGCCGUCCCACUGAAAGAAAAUGCCACACACAACUACACAGUGACACUAACUAAUGCAGUUUUGAGCCGCAUGCAACAGUACCCAACCUUUGAAUCGGCAAAACAGGCACUAGUGUUCCAGGCUCAGCUGGCCCACUCAACAACGUAUGGUGAGAAGCCCACCUUUGCCGAUGCUGUUAAGCAACACAGAGCCAGGUUCAACAUUUGAGGGACCCCGCGGUGACUCUGAAGCCGGCCCCAGUCUUCUUUGAAAGUCCUCAUUUGUCACCUCUCUUCAAAGAAGACAAGAAAAAAACGGCCUUUAUCAGGGCCACCCAAAUGUCUUCAACAGAGCCCAGUGCUGCGUUAUAAACCCUUGCUAAUGAGAAAUGCAGUUGCUGUGCUCAACUGUGUGUGGAUUACCAACAUUCCCACUGUCCUUAUAAAGUGGCAGCUGGGAUUUUAUGUCCCAACAUGUGUAGCUAAGAGGCCACCCAGUGAUAAUUUGUAUCGCUGCACCGUGCCCUCCGUUGACAUUUUCCACCAAAAUGUGCAUUACCAGUCACAGUGACACCAAUACUCACUACGUCACUGACCAGCAUGGCAAAUGAGGCACGGUCUUUGCUACAGGCAUGUGGGAUGGCCCUGAAAAGGGCCUUUUUUUCCUUAGACGAGGGGUUGACAACCUUCCAAUGCUUCCUGGGGUGGAUACCGAUAACAGCAUCUUUCAG
Ornithodoros turicata is the source of this 989-nucleotide messenger RNA. RefSeq lists its product as uncharacterized. NCBI's taxonomy places the organism in Eukaryota, Metazoa, Arthropoda, Arachnida, Ixodida, Argasidae. Bases 11 to 487 code for a protein of 158 amino acids. The transcript is spliced from 7 exons. The record is from RefSeq and is a predicted model, not a curated record.